This is a messenger RNA of Aspergillus terreus NIH2624, 369 nucleotides long. RefSeq lists its product as uncharacterized. The transcript has a single exon. The record is from RefSeq and is a predicted model, not a curated record. NCBI's taxonomy places the organism in Eukaryota, Fungi, Ascomycota, Eurotiomycetes, Eurotiales, Aspergillaceae. Bases 1 to 369 code for a protein of 122 amino acids.
AUGGCUACUGCUGUGGAAGUUGGACGUCGGACACAACGUACUUUGACGGUGGAGCAAGAGCGCUCGGGGACAAGGCAACUUGCGAACGGAACAAGUCGCAGGGUGUGGAAGCCAGCCGCCCAGCUUGGUGCGGUUGAGGGGCAGCUCGCAUCCCUUCACAGCGGGCCGACCUUGAAACAGACAUACUGUAUUGACACGACGCCGGCAGAUCUCCGCGACCCUCGCCACCUCGUCCAGUCAUGCGAGGUCCGCCAGCGCGUGGUCCAGCCGGACGGUCCGGCUCCGCAAGGGCUGAGGCAUAUGGGCCCGUCCCUUCUGGGAGACUGCGACUCGUUAUAUACAGGAGGAGGCAUUGAACGCGCGCCGUGA